UGUAUACCCGGUAAAACUGGUUGUCUGACCAAUUGCUGACUAGAACGUAUCUAAUCUGAGGGAAAAUAACAAUAUUACUCAUAACACAAAGUUUCGACGCCUCUUGGGCUUGCGAUUGAUUGGAAUGGAUAUUGGUAUUCAGUGUUUUUUCAAUUGUUUCCGUAAUGGGUCUCGCAAAUAUAGAAGAGCUCUACAACGACUGUCUAUACCAUAUAUUUGACUUUUUGACCACUGAAGAUCGCAUUAUUUUCGCACAAGUAUGCCAUAGAUUUCGUCAGCUUUUUAUAAAUCAGUGUGCUGCUAAAUACCGCAUGUAUACCCUCGAUAAAGACAGUUCACGACUUGAGCUGAUACAAUUUUGUAUUUGUCGCGAGGCAGUAGAGUGCUUGACCAUUGACCUGGAUCACUUCGAUACGGCUAGAUGUUACAGAAGCUAUGGAUGUGAAACUCCAGAAAACUGUUUUCAAAUUCUCUGCCAGACUUUGGCCGGUAUGCUAAGGCUAGAGCAUUUGGUAGUCAAGCAGGAAUCGAUGCUAGUUACACCGAUUCAAAAGCCAUUCGAUCAGAUAUUGACCGCCGUCAGACAUUUGCCGAAGCUCAGCCGAUUGGAAAUUCGUGCUAGAGACGACAGCAGCUUCGAACGUGUUAGCCAACUUUGCCAUCUCGAAGAACUGCAGAUCCUCGUCCCAAAAAUUUCACUCGCAACUCUGGUGAAAUGUUGCCGGUCCAGUGGCAAUCUUCGCAGUCUUCAUCUGGGCUAUGCCUGCAUACAGAAGAAUUUGAGUUACAUAGUGCCGCAUUGCAAGAACUUGGAGGUGCUCAAGUUUGGCAUGCCCGCGAAUUCUUCAGAAUACUUGCAGCUGGCUAGGCUACCGAAGCUGCGGCAACUAUCCUACUUUGGGAUUCGCAGAAGCGGCUCCUUUGAACCACUUCUUUCAGCUCUAGCUGCCAAAUCUCAGUUGACACAUCUGUCCAUCGACGGAGGGAGUCUUACUAUGCAGGAGACCUGCCAGUUGGUCCGUAUCCAGAGCUUAAGGCAUUUCAAGGGCUUCUACUCAACGACUGACUGUGUGGAGAUGCUGGGUUGUCUUGCCAAUCUGGAGGAGCUCCGCCUCUCGAUAUUCUGCCCAACUGAUAUUUCCAAUAAUCUUCUGCCAAUCAUUGCAAAAUGCAAAGAUCUAAAGCUUCUGCAAAUUGCAGGAGGAAAUGUCAAUACAAAGUCCCUAAAUGAUGCUAUUAGCCUUAGAAAAUCUGAACCAGUUGUCUUAGUCUUAAAAUAGAUCAAUAGAUACAUUUUCAAUAGACUUUAAGAAAAACAUACUACGUUGCACAUUAUAUAGUGUGCAACUAACUAAUCUUACAGCAUGAACUUUUUGAAUUUCAGAUUAAAAAGUGCACUCCAAGUGCGAUAAAAUUACUA
Messenger RNA from Drosophila sechellia, 1420 nucleotides. RefSeq lists its product as uncharacterized. Lineage: Eukaryota; Metazoa; Arthropoda; Insecta; Diptera; Drosophilidae. The record is from RefSeq and is a predicted model, not a curated record. The transcript has 2 exons. Gene Ontology annotation, molecular function: protein binding. The coding region runs from base 165 to 1280 and encodes 371 amino acids.